AUGAGGCGAAUAUUUGGCACAACAUACACUGACAAAGCCCUACAAGAUGUGCGAAAUCGUGGUUUUUCCCCCGCAAAUGGUGGGCGGGGCAAAAACGUCGACCAGGUUGUCAUUGUCAUUACGGACGGUGUAUCCAUAAUACCGACGGCUACCAAAUCUGCCGCUCAGGCACUACGGGCGAUGAACGUGGAAAUAUAUGCCGUCGGAAUUGGUGCAACAGAUAUCACAGAACUUUAUAAUAUUGGUAGUGGCAGCGAUCAUGUGUACACGAUUCCUGAUUUCAGAACACUAUCGCAGAUUGAAAAUCGUCUGUUCAAAGAAGUGUGUCGUAACAAGACUAUAGAUGGCAGCGGAGGAGUAACCCCGAAAGAUGGCGGAGUCACAAAGAAAGGCGGCGGAGCCACCCCGAAAGACGGAGGAGUCACAAAGAAAGGCGGCGGAGCCACCCCGAAAGAUGGAGGAGCCACCCCGAAAGACGGAGGAGUCACUCCAAAAGGUGGAAAUACAACGCCACCUCCUAUUCGUAAGUUGCAAAGCUUUUUUUAA
Acanthosepion pharaonis is the source of this 546-nucleotide messenger RNA. The record is from the annotation of a GenBank genome assembly. NCBI's taxonomy places the organism in Eukaryota, Metazoa, Mollusca, Cephalopoda, Sepiida, Sepiidae.